Molecule: messenger RNA, 1077 nt
Organism: Neltuma alba
Lineage: Eukaryota; Viridiplantae; Streptophyta; Magnoliopsida; Fabales; Fabaceae
Exons: 3
Coding region: 146-658 (170 amino acids)
Source: RefSeq, a predicted model, not a curated record
CUUCCGUGACUCUCUCUUUCCCUGUUCCUAUUAUUUGCCUUCCUCCUAUUUACUUCUUAUUCCUCAAUUCCCUCUUCUCCGAUCCUCCUCGUUAAUCACUAUCUGCGUUCUGCUUCUCGAAGGUUCAUCGAUUUUUCUCGAGAAAAUGAAGGAAACUGCAGGAAACCCUCUCCACCUCAAGUCUGUCAACCACAUCUCCCUCAUCUGCAAAUCCGUCGAAGAAUCCAUGGAUUUUUAUCAGAACGUUCUUGGAUUCUUCCCCAUCAGGAGGCCCGGCUCUUUCGAUUUCGAUGGCGCCUGGUUGUUUGGCUAUGGAAUUGGGAUUCAUUUACUCCAAGCAGAGGACCCAGAGAAUCUGCCCAAAAAGACGGUAAUUAAUCCAAAGGAUAAUCACAUAUCGUUUCAGUGCGAGAGCAUGGGAGCUGUGGAGAAGAAGCUGAAGGAGAUGGAGAUCCCCUGCGUGAGGUCCAUGGUAGAAGAAGGUGGGAUCCAAGUAGAUCAGCUGUUCUUCCACGACCCAGAUGGAUUCAUGAUCGAGAUAUGCAAUUGCGACAGCCUCCCUGUGAUUCCCAUAGCUGGUGAGAUGGUAAGAUCUUGCUCUCACGUGAACAUGUUGCAGCAGCCGCAGCAGAAGAUACAGAUGGUCCGACACUUGUGAGGCCAGAAGAAUUUCUCAGAUACAUUGUUUGCACAGUCACAAAAUGCUAAAAAAAGCCAAUAAUGACGGCCAAUUCUUGCAUGCUUUAGGGACCCUACUCGAAUUGAUUUUUUUUCAAUGUAUUACGUGACUUUGCAAUUAAUGUAUCCAAGAAUUUUUCGUACUAAGCUAUGUUUUGGUGGAAGAUAGGCAGUGGGGCUGGAAAUAUGCAUAUAUAAAGAGAGAGAGCUUGUCGUUUUGUGUGUUGUCUAUGUAUCUAGGAGUCAUUUCCUUCCUUUUGUUGGCUUUAGUAGUUUACUUUUCUAAGUUGAAUAAACAAUUCUCCAAUUGUUCCUAAUGGGAAAUUGGUCCUUUCGGCUUCUAAGUGGAGUCUUGUCUGACGUUGAUGUUGCUGUUUAGGUUUUGUUUUCCAAGUUGAA